This is a messenger RNA of Octodon degus (degu), 558 nucleotides long. Its product is annotated as keratin-associated protein 13-1-like. The transcript has a single exon. The record is from RefSeq and is a predicted model, not a curated record. Bases 46 to 558 code for a protein of 170 amino acids. NCBI's taxonomy places the organism in Eukaryota, Metazoa, Chordata, Mammalia, Rodentia, Octodontidae.
CAGCCUUCUCAGUUACACUCAGCUGAACUCACUCCUCCUCUCACCAUGUCCUACGGCUGCUCCUCCGGAAACUUCUCCCGCUCCUUUGGGGGCUACCUGCAAUACCCAGGCAAUUCCUGCAGCUCUUCCUACCCCAGCAACCUGGUCUACACCAGUGAUCUCCAGUCUCCCACCAACUGCCAACUGGGCUCCUCCCUCUACAGUGGCUGUCAGGAGUCUGUCUGUGAGCCCACCAGCUGCCAGAGGUCCUGUGCUGUGUCCAGCCCCUGCCAGACAUCCUGCUACCGCCCCAGGCUGUCCACGUUCUGCAGUCCCUGCCAGACAACUUACUCUGGAUCUCUGGGCUUUGGGUCCAGCAACUACAGUUCUUUGGGCCAUGGAUCUAGAAGCUGCUACUCACUAGGCUGCAGAUCUAAUGGCUUCAGAUCUCUGAAUUAUGGAAUCCGUAGCUUUCCUAUCCUGAAUUAUGACUCCAACUUCUGUAACCCAAUCUCUUUUCCUUCUAGGGGUUUCCAUUCCUCUUGUUACAGGCCAUUUUGUAGGUCUGCCUUUUACUGA